This is a messenger RNA of Tricharina praecox, 2032 nucleotides long. RefSeq names its product putative ubiquitin-like protein DskB. The coding region runs from base 243 to 1595 and encodes 450 amino acids. The record is from RefSeq and is a predicted model, not a curated record. The transcript is spliced from 2 exons. Gene Ontology annotation, biological process: ubiquitin-dependent protein catabolic process. Gene Ontology annotation, molecular function: polyubiquitin modification-dependent protein binding. Gene Ontology annotation, cellular component: cytosol. Lineage: Eukaryota; Fungi; Ascomycota; Pezizomycetes; Pezizales; Pyronemataceae.
CCUCAACUCAGCACCGCAACUGGGCAGCCGAGCACACUCUCACCCCCCGCCACACCGACUUCUUGCAUCGCAUCGCUCCGAACCUCAACCUCGCCCUUACUCUCCUGCCCAGGCCAAACCGUAAUAUCAAACUACACACCCCGCCCUUCUACCUCGCUUCUUCGGCGGCUCCUUCUCCAAUCGAGUCCCACUGCUACCAUAACCACCCCCACCCCACCACUCUUCGUCGGAACAACGCCAACAUGUCGGAACAAUCUGCUGCCGCCGCCCCCGAGACGAGCGAACGUCCUUCAUCUCCAGCUCCCGAUGCCAUAACCUUCACCGUCAAGUCCAACAAUGACACCAAAUAUGUCUUGUCGCUGCCUGAAACCACAACCAUAGCCGAUGUCAAGGCGAAGCUUGUCGAGCUAUCUGAGGUUCCCGUAGAACGCCAGCGCUUGAUCUAUUCCGGCCGUGUCAUGAAGAACGAGGAGACCCUCGCGACAUACAAGGUUAAAUCAGGCAACACGGUGCAUAUGGUCAAGGGUGCUGCGUCGAAUGCGGCCACAAGUUCGGCUGGAAGCGCCGGAGGUGCCCCAGCUGGGAGUGGUGUUCCUCCGAACCUGGCUGCGGGAAGCGGAAACAAUCCUCUCGCCGGCUUGACCGGUGCGCGGUAUGCGGGACAUGCACAGCUGCCGAGUGCCGAUCUGUUUGGUCCUGACGGCGGAAUGGGCCCUCCUGACCCCGAAGCGAUCGCACAGGCGAUGUCGAACCCCAUGGUACAGGCGCAGAUGAACGAGAUGCUCCAGAACCCGCAGCUUCUCGAUUACAUCAUCAACUCCAAUCCGAUGCUUCGGGCGAUGGGCCCCAGUGCCCGCGAGCUCAUGCAGUCCGAGAUGUUCCGCCAUAUGCUUACGGACCCCGCGAACAUUCGGAAUAUGGCCCGGAUGGGUGGCGGGCCGGGCAUGGGUGGUGCUGGCGCACGAGCUGGUGGGUUUCCUGCUCCCGGACCGGUCGAUGACACGCCUACCCCAACGGGCCAGCAACCGGCGGGCCAGCAACCGGCGGGCCAGCAACCGGCGGGCCAGCAGCCAGCCGGUCAGCAGCCAGCCAAUCCCUUCGCGUCGCUUUUCGGUGGUCCCGGAGGUGCAGCGCCUCCCCCUCUCAGCAACCUCUUUGGAUUGCAGGGAAUGCCGCCGAUGUUUGGUGCUCCUCCCGCCGGCAGCCCCGGUUCUCCCGCUGCCAACGCCGGUCAAGCUGGUUCCCCCCCUCCUGCCGGCGCUGGACAGCAGCCGCAACAGCCAUUCGGUGCCAAUCCCUUCCUGAACCCGGCAGCUAUGGAGCAGAUGAUGCAGAUGAUGGGAGGAGGCGCCAACCCCGGCGGAGCCGCCGCUGGCACUGGAUCCCCGGCAGCCAAUCCCUUCGCAGGACUGUUCGGUGGGAUGCCGCCUGCCGCCGCAGCCCCGCCCGAUAACACACCACCGGAGGAACGCUAUGCCGACCAGCUCCGUCAGCUCAACGACAUGGGUUUCUUCGACUUUGACAGGAACAUCGAGGCGCUGAGGAGGAGCGGCGGAAGUGUCCAGGGAGCUGUUAACCAGUUGCUUGGAGGUUAGAUCGCACACUACUGUAGCUGUAGCUGUAGCGCGUAGAAGAGAGGGGGAAUAUCAUUUUCUGUUGGUGCGGGCUGGCUGGGUGUUUUUUUUUUUCUUUCUCUUGAAUCAAGAUUUUUUUUCACUAUUGUGUUUUUUUCUUUCCGAGGGACCGGACUAGUUCGAUGAAGUGGAGUGGAGGUGCUUAGAACUUGGAACUUGGAACUUGGGACUCGGGACUUGACUUGGCGAAGUACUUCCACUUGCCACGCAUACUUACACAAACGAUUGAGAAUACAUGUAUUGGUGUGGAAGCUUGGAAUGUGGGGUUUCUUUCAGCCAUAGGUGAUGCAUGAUGCAUCUGGAUUUGAAAAAGCCGAUGUGGCGAUGGACGAAGACUAGAUGAGGAACGCUGUACUCUACUCAAUGAAGUACUCAUGCUUUUCUUCCAUUGAGGCGGG